This is a messenger RNA of Macadamia integrifolia, 1834 nucleotides long. RefSeq lists its product as uncharacterized. The coding region runs from base 238 to 1680 and encodes 480 amino acids. The record is from RefSeq and is a predicted model, not a curated record. NCBI's taxonomy places the organism in Eukaryota, Viridiplantae, Streptophyta, Magnoliopsida, Proteales, Proteaceae. The transcript has a single exon.
AGAAGAGCCGUUUUGGCAUCCAACGACUAAAAUACAGCGAACCCCCAACGUAAAGUUUUUUGUUUCUGUUUUUGUUCCCUCAACGGUCGGAAAACUUACAAUACUGAAAAACUCCCUCGCCAUUCCUUCCAUCGCUCCAUCUCAAGCAAGAACUCAUCAAUCUUCUCUCACUUACCUAUUCUUCUUCUUCUUCUUCUUGUUCCAUUCUCUCUUCUUGAUCAUCUAAUUGAAGAGAAAAUGAGUAUUCUUCAAUACACGGACGCUAUUAAUCCCCCAGAUCUUCAGGUUUGGAAUAAUGCCGCCUUUGACAAGGGAUAUUCAGACAAAUCGGCAAAUAUCAAGGCUUCUUGGUGUUCUUCCCUGCAAUCUAUCUCCAUCAAUUGUUCGGAUUCACUGGCAUCUGACUCCAGCAAAGAAAAUUUGAGUCCUGCUUUCGGUAAUGGGAAUGUUUCUUUAAAAUCUCCAACACCCCUUAAGCCCCUGCAACAAAACGAAGCCGCCGGAAGAUCACAAGGGAAGCCAUUAAAGCUCCUCUUCACAGAGGGUAUGCUUCUUCUUUCCCCGACCCCUUCCAAGACCGAAAAUGAAGCCACCGGUGAUCAUAACAAGAUCGAUACUGAGAUCGAACAGAUUGAAUUGGAGAUCAGCCGUUUGACAUCCAAAUUAGAAGCACUUCGUCUUGAGAAAGCAGAGAAGAAUUUGAAAACCAUUGAAAGGGGCGGACGGGUAGUUCCUGCAAAUUUCGUGGAGGAGAAACAGAGGACAAAGAAAUCAGCCACGGCGACAAAGAUCAACGAAACUCCAGCAACGAUCACGGGUACAAAAUUCCGGCGUAGGGGAAUCAGUCUUGGUCCAUCAGAAAUCACCGCCGGCAUAAGAUCCCGGCAGAUGGGUAAGCACGAAAUCACACCCAUUCAGUCCAUACAGAACCGUCGGAAAUCGUGCUUUUGGAAGCUUGAAGAUAUCAAAGAAGAUGUGAUAAAGCAGAGGAGACAGAGCUUGACUUCAAGCCCGAAAUCACGCUUUUCUGUUUCCAAGAUCCAAGCUUCCAGACAAGCACUUACGACUGUAGGUUCAAAGAAAUCUGCGAAACGAGAUGAUUCACUCAUGUCCUCCAUUCAACCCAAAAAUCUAUUCAAAGAGGGAGAAAAAUCUGUCUCCUCCAAGAAACCUCUAAAGCCUGGGAGAAUUGUGGCAAGUCGUUACCAUCAGACUUCGGCACAGGCUACUGUAAAUCCCACAAAACCUGAUCAGAGGAAGGGGUUAUUGCCUGAAAAUGGCAACAACAACAGUAAAAGGUGUGAUCAGAAACGGGUCUCAAUUGGAACAUCACAGGGAUCUCAGGAUGAACAGGGGAAGAAUCUGGCAAACGAAAACCAGUUGAAGAAGCGAGGGGAAACUCCGAGUGACACUGUAACAGAUCGGAGGAAGAGUACAGUGAAUGGAUCGCAACUUUCUGUUCUGAAAAUUGCUGAUUUGCUUCCGAGGAUAAGGACAUUACGAUGCAUUGACGAAAGCCCAAGAGAUUCUGGACCUGCCAAGCGGGUAUCGGAUUUAAAUGGGGGAAGAUCAUAUUUCAGUACCGAGGAAACAGAGGUGGAGACAUCCAUUUGCAAAGCCUUCAAUUUUGAUGAAGAGGAGGAAGAACAAAAUAAUGAGAUAGAAAGUUCCUUACUCUAAUCUAUUUUGUUCUUAGUUUUCACAUCUGUUUCUACAGUUAUGGCGUUUGUGAUAAGGUAAGCUUGCUUUUUGCUUCCUCAAACUGGAUUGUAAGUUCCUAUUUUAUUUCCUUUCUAUCCUUUUUACUUCCUAAUACAAUUCUGAUGUUUGGUUA